Molecule: messenger RNA, 3083 nt
Organism: Lutzomyia longipalpis
Lineage: Eukaryota; Metazoa; Arthropoda; Insecta; Diptera; Psychodidae
Gene: Art4
Product: histone-arginine methyltransferase CARMER
Exons: 6
Coding region: 139-1878 (579 amino acids)
Biological process (GO): peptidyl-arginine methylation
Molecular function (GO): protein-arginine N-methyltransferase activity
Source: RefSeq, a predicted model, not a curated record
CUUAAAAUGUUGAAAAGAAUAGAGAAAAACACAAGUGACACAAGUAAUCUUAGUGGUCAUAAAAGGGUUAAUUAUUGUUUUCAAUAAGAACUCUAGGAAGUGAAAGUUUCAUUUUGCCCAGUAUCAGAUGUGUCAAAUAUGGCGGCGGAUGUUCUGCGUGCGGCAAAUGUUUAUAAUAUUGAUAGUGAUGGCAAAUUGAACGAUCGCUUCAAAACAACAACAAUAUUUGUUAUUUGUAGUUACGAUCCACAGGGUCUCAGUGUUAAAAUAGUUCCCGAAUAUGACGAGAGCAACAGCUUCGAGUUCCCCUUCAAGUCUAGCACAGACACCGCACGUAUGGGGGCCCGUGGGCAGAUUGUCUCGCUUCAAGAUGAAAAUCUCUGUAUAGUGUUCAAUUCGGACUCAGACGUCCGAAAAUUCCGGGAACUGAUCAACACUGUGAAGGGUAGACGAGCCAAUUCAGUAUUCUCACAGCGCACGGAAGAAUCAUCCGCCAAUCAAUAUUUUCAAUUCUACGGAUACUUGAGUCAGCAGCAAAAUAUGAUGCAAGAUUUCGUCCGGACAAGCACCUACCAGAAGGCAAUUCAUAGCAAUAUCAACGACUUUCAUAAUAAAAUAGUAUUAGACGUGGGCGCUGGAUCUGGCAUCUUAUCCUUCUUUGCUGUACAAGCUGGUGCUCAGCUCGUGUAUGCCGUGGAAGCCAGCAAUAUGGCACAAUAUGCUGAGAUGUUGGUCAAUGCCAACCACCUCUCGGAGAAAAUUGUCGUGAUAGCGGGUAAAAUUGAGGAGAUUGAUCUACCACAGGAGGUGGAUAUAAUCAUUUCGGAGCCAAUGGGGUACAUGCUGUACAAUGAGAGAAUGCUAGAGACGUAUUUGCAUGCACGAAAAUGGUUGAAACCAGGUGGAAAGAUGUUUCCGUCGCGCGGAGAUCUGCAUGUGGCCCCAUUCACGGAUGAAGCACUCUACUUAGAGCAAUUCAAUAAAGCUAGUUUUUGGUACCAAACAAGCUUCCAUGGGGUCGAUCUCAGUCGCAUCCGAAAUGCCGCCAUGAAGGAAUACUUCCGCCAGCCAAUUGUUGACACAUUUGACAUACGUAUUUGCAUGGCAAAAUCCGUACGGCACGUUGUGGACUUCCUAACAGCCGAUGAGAGUGAUCUCCAUCGUAUUGAUAUCCCAUUGGAGUUUCAUAUACUCGAAACGGGGAUAUGUCAUGGGCUUGCCUUUUGGUUUGAUGUCGCCUUCACGGGGUCAACACAGCAAAUUUGGCUGUCGACAUCCCCAACGGAGCCACUGACGCACUGGUACCAGGUACGGUGCCUUCUGCAAACACCAAUUUUCGCCAAGGAGGGACAAAUGCUAACGGGACGUGUCCUCCUUGUGGCAAAUAAUCGCCAGAGCUACGAUGUGACGAUGGAAUUGAAGCUUGAGGGAACGACAAUUGCUUCCAGCAAUACAUUUGACCUCAAGAAUCCCUAUUUCCGCUACACAGGUGCUACGGCACCACCACCACCGGGUAAUAAUACCACAUCCCCAUCUGAGGCAUUCUGGACGCAACUCGAUGCUCAGGGUGCCCGAAAUGCCGUCAAUUUGGUCAAUGGGAUCUCCGUUAAUGGACUCGGCGAGGCUUCCAUGGAUAUUGGGCAACCUAUGCUUAAUACCAAUCUCAUUGGACUCGGUAAUCAGUCCAAUAUAAUUCAUCCGGGAUGCAUUCCGAGUACUGGACGUGUGCAGAAUACAAUGAAUGCAUCUGCUGGGUAUUUACCAUCCUCCGUGACGGCCGUUAUGAAUUUGGUGGGUGGUAGUAGCAACAAUUUUCUCUCCACAUCGACGUUGCAGCAGCAAAAUUUAAUGAAUGGCACUGUCUAUCGGCCAAAAUAGGAUGCGCACCAUCAACCACAAAGCAUUGUGGAAUUAUCCUCAAAGAAAAAAAAAGGUAAAGGCAGCAUAUUUUCUUCUUUACUCCUUCCACUCCCCCUUCAAGCGAUGAUAAGUGAGAGAGAAUGAAAAAGAUUUAAAUGAAAAAGAAAAUCACUUGCGAAGAAGAUAAAAGAAAAAUUCACAAUGAUUACGAUAAAAUAUCUACAUUAAGAUAUAAACUAUAUAUAUAUUUACUUGACUCAAGGAAGAAUAUUUAUCAAAUAUUCAAAACAAUUAUUAUUAAAACACACACACAGACACCCACACGCAGAAAAUUAUAAAUAUUAAAAAACAAAAAGAAAAAUGAAUGGGUAGAGCAUGCUGAAAAAAAACUAAAAGAAAAAAGAUUUUGUGGAAAGAAAAAUCAUGUUGAUUAAUCUCUGCAAAGAAAGUAGAAAAUUUUUUCUCCUUAUUUUAUUGUGACACAAAAGAAAAGAUUUUUUUUUAUUAGCAGAAAAACAAGACAAGUGAUGAAUAAAAAAAUCGUAGGGAUUUUUUUUCCUUAUUAAAAUUAUACAAUUAUAGUUACAUAAAUUAUGUGUAGAAGAAUAUGUGUGCGAGAAGAAAAAAUGAAUUGUGAAGACGCGUUAAAUAUUUUAACAGAAAAAUUUUAGGCAUGAAAUUGUGCAAGUUUUAUCAACAAAAAAUAUUUGAAAAUUAUUGAAAAAGAAAUGCUCAGUUUUGCAGAGAGAAAAAGCAAUGACGGAAAAAUCUCUUAAAGAAGCAUCCAAUUUUAAUGAAAGAAAUAGCAUUUUUAUGUUUUAUGCGUUCAUUUUACAUUUACAUGUUCAUUGGGAAAAAUUGUAUGUUUUUUUUUAAUUUAUGUUAAAUUGCAUCAAUCUUCAAAUUUAGAAAAAAAAUGUUCUUCGUCGAUUUUUUUUAUCAUUGAUUCAAAAACUAUUUUAAAAAAUAUUUUAUUUGCACGUUUAGCAGGAAAAUAAAAGAGAUUCCUUUUUUAAAAAAUCAUUUAGUUGUUUAAAAAUCUAUUGAAACGAAAAAGAAAUAUUCAAAAAAUAAUAAAAAAUAGUCAAUGUGUUGCAAUGAGGCAUCCAGUGAAACGAGAUUAAUAAGAAAAAUAUUAAAUUGAAUGAAAAAAAGAUACUAUAAAGUAAUUUAUUGAAGAACAUUUAAAAAUAAAGACAUUCUCAGAAGUGUGCAGCUCUAAA